Molecule: messenger RNA, 5086 nt
Organism: Physcomitrium patens
Lineage: Eukaryota; Viridiplantae; Streptophyta; Bryopsida; Funariales; Funariaceae
Biological process (GO): multicellular organism development
Source: RefSeq, a predicted model, not a curated record
GGGGGGGGGGGGGGGGGGGGGGGGGGGAGAAUGAAGGAGAGAGCGAGAGAGAGAGAGAAAGAGAGAAAGAGUCAGGGUUAGUGUAGAAAUUCCAUGAUAUGAAGCAUGGUUCGAUCCUGUUGCUUUGUCCUCCGCCUGGCUAGCUGGCUGGCUACAGUGAUCUGCUUACGUUAGCUUUGGACGUCUACGGGGCCCAUACAUGUGUCCACUUCUGCAACAACAACUUGAAUGGCAGGCUCGGUCUAAUUUAGUUGCGGUGGAUGUCGCCGUGUGUCAGGGGUUUGAUGAGUGAUGGAGUCGGGCUUGGGGGCCAGUGCUCUACUCACUGUCCAUGUGGUUGGGGUUUUGCUCUUCUUUUGUCGUGUGAAUCUCUUUGACCUGCGCAAUGAAAUGACCAUUGAUUGUUUAGACUAGAGGCGAUGCUCAUUUGGUUAGCUGCUUUGACUCUGUUGACGACGUUCUUGCCGCGUUGCGGUCACACUCAGCAGGCGCGCGUGUUUCGUGCUUACUUCUUUUUCGUAGUGAAGUUUCGGUCGUGGCAUCGAACUUGGAGAGGGACAAACACGUUUUGAAUUCUUGAUUGAAUUCAGUUAUCAUUCUACUUCUGCCGGAUCAUAACCUUACUGCCGAAUUCUCAAUCCUUCUCUCGAGCCGUUCCAAAUCAUCUUGCUUGGAAACUGUUUUGACAUCCAGCCUGAGACAAAACGAUUCUUCCUCUUCUCUGUGGACCCUCCUAAUUCAUUAACUGUAAUUGACGCGAACAGCCGUGGGACACCCACGUUCCGACACGAAUGAAAAUAUUUCUUGCUGCACGGGGUAGCUGUUGUCGUUAGCUAGCUCUAGAUCGCCCACAGUGCAGCAGACGUGCGCUGUGUACAUGUCCGCCUCUAUUCUGGUGGACCACCAAUGAAUUACUGGCCAUCUGAACCUAGAAGGUCAGACAGCAAUGGUUCCGGGAAACACUUGUGACACAUUCUCUGAGAUGGAACCUUUAGGAGGAGGAUGAAGAAGCUGAAGUCUUGUAGUCGAGCUGUGGGAAGCGUUGCGCAUGUCUGUAGUUGCCAUGUCAGCUCGCCGUGAAGAGUCUCAUUUUUAUCCGGAUGGGAGAUUGGGGCUAGAUUACGGAGAGAAAGUAGGGCAUUACAUGUCCGAGGGGUGCUUGCAGGUCAUUCUCCAACAUGUGGACUCGAGCACCGUCUGUUACAAGCGACUAUUUUGUUGCUCACAGCUUAGCAUUGAAUCGAGAGGGAGCGGGCGAAGCUAGACCCAGGUAUGCAAUUCAGUCAACUGGAAAUAUCUCGUUUCGUAUGCAGUCUCACAACAUUGCAGCCCUUCAUCGGGGACAGUGCAAUAUAUCAUCGGAAGCCCUAUGAUCUCAUUUCCGUAGGUACCGGAUUCCCAGUGCCGACCACUGGCUUCAAGUGCACGCAACAUGAUCAUCAAUCGUGGGUCAUGAAUUGUGCAUAGUACUCCCACACGCCAAUGAGUGAGGUGGCUGCACGGUUUGCGAGAUUUUCUACGGGUUGUAAGGUUUCAGGCCGAAGUGCGGGAGCUUGAAGACACGGAACCAUCAGCCCUAGAUCACAUCAUCUCUCGUACCCUCAUCAUACACCAUGAUCUUCCUGAAGUUGCUGACCGCUUCAAGGGAUUGCCGGAAACUGGAGGAUUUUCGAACGUUGACGCUACACCUUCCUACAUGUCUUCAUCAGAGAGUAUUAGUGUUUCAAAGGUUGGGCUGGUCUAUCCUGUGGAAACAUCUCGGAUGUCUGUUGGGUGUAUGAGGAAGGAGAGGAGCCAGCUUGAUGACAUGCAGUCCCCGAUUGUCAAUGCCCACAUACCUGCUUCUGAUCAGGAACUGGAGACGUUAUUCUGGUCGUUACCAUCGAAGAGAAGGAAAAUUGUGUACAACUACGCUGAUGGUUUGGGAGCACGAACUGCACUCUCAGAGUCUGAGCUGGCAGCAGAGGCCCUGACCCCCGAAGCUUGUCAAGGUUCCGACCUGACUGCUGAGCAGCACAUGGCAGAUCAAGAUAGUCCGAAGUCAAGCACACUGGAGGACAUUGACUGUGCAGCCCAUGUGUGUACUAGUCGAGGCACAACUGAAGUAGCGGCACCACAAUGUAGUUCUGGGGAAAAGCCGGUAGAGCAGGGAAACCUAGACCAGGUACCGGCCCGAUGGCAAGUGGAUGUGCAUUUUAGCUCAGAACAGAACGUUGCUGCUCGAGGUACUAAAUCUCCGGGAUGUGAUGAUACGCAUUCCGCUUCCCAAAUAUUGUUAUCAACAGGCCGCACUCGGAAGGAUUCUCAAGUUAACACACCAACCAGGAAUAUCCAACCUGAGUCGACAAUACUGCAGACUUCCCGCAAGCGAAAGACUAUGGCUAGUGGUUCUGGCGGAUGGUUGCAGUUGAGUCUAGGUAGAAGUAGGCAAUCUUAUCAGUCUCCAGAAGAUGAACCAGUUGGAGAGCAGCUGGAAAGUGAGCGGAGCCCCAUGCAAAUCCCUCCAAGCAGUUCCGCAGACCCGCCGCAACUCGGUAUUAGAGAUUUUUUCAAGUUAGGUGGUAGCUCAGAGGAUGAAGGGACAUCGAGACGGCAUCCGGCUGAUGUGCACGGGAGCACUGUCGUGAGAAAUACAUCUUCUCCGUACAGGGCUCAACCAGCUACAUCUACACAUUCCGGCGAAUCCUUCAGGCGUUACCCCGAUAUUAAUCCUGAAUCUGGUUUUAGAUCAGGGCUUUCCAGACCCUUGUUCUUGGAACCUAGGCCACGCAGCAGAGAUUCUAGCCUGGCCGUUCCUUAUUCGCUCGUCCCACGUGCGGUGCAACCAUCGCCUGCAAAUGUCGGCAAUUCCGAGCAUUUCUUAUCACCAUCGACUCCAAUUUUGCAGAGAGGUUAUCCCCCACCGGCGCUCACAAACUUAACCACAUUGCCAUAUCAUACUGCCCCAGUCUUGCAACAGGUCAGAUCCGAGCUAACUGAGUCCGCUCCCGCCAAUACUUGGAGAUCAUCAGGUCAUCAGCCAAGCGACUCUGGUGCUGGCUCCGGUUCCGGUCAAUAUUGUGAAGGAUUUCAAAAGAGGCUUUCAGCACCUCCUUCAUGGAUGCCGAGUCCACAGGAUCCUCCGCGAACACCUCCCAAUAAUGUCGAACUGCUGAAUACGACGAAUCAAACUUUGUUCAGAGAUUGGUCGGGAUCUUUACCUGGUAGUAGUGGGGGCGCCUCGACUUCUCUCUUGUCUGUGCAACCACCUCUUACACAAAAUGUCUAUCCUGAAGCGGCGUGGCAUAACCUUCUGCAGCGAGUGGGCGGUAAGAAUUUAAAUAUGCCCAGUGGCUUUGGGACAUCUCCUUCGAGCCUGAGGCCAGGUGCAGAGUCCAUGAUGCCUGGUGCGGAUCGUGAGGAGUAUCUGGAGGCUCUAAAACGAGCCGUUGAAAGGUUCCAAGGCACAGAUCAGGGAUCCAAGGAUGAUCCUCUUACAGAACUCCAACGCAUGCAUCGAAACGCUAUGUAUCCUCCCGCACAACUUCAAGCUGGUCCUGCUUUAGAUCCAAGUACAGACACUAGCCUGGCGAAGUUCUUCGGUACACCAUCUAGUAGUGGAAGCAAGGGACGGGCACCACCACCAGUAUCUUCUUCAGAGAAGCAGAAAAGAGUCCUUCGCCCCCAUGCUCCCAGACCGGGGUUGUGGUUCACUCUCCAAGCAUCAAAUUCCCAGCCAGAAGCUUCUCCGUUGCAGCAGAUUCCUGCAGGAUACGUACGAGUUGUGGAUGACAGUAUGACAGUAGCAGCGGUGAAGAAAUACCUGGUGAAUAAGCUGGGUUUAGAUAACGAGGAUGAGGUGGAGCUCACGUGUAAUGGGCAGCCUUUAGUACCGAGUAUACCUCUGCAACAAGUGCGGGAUGGCAUUUGGCAAGCCCCAAUCACGAAGGUCGCUAAUCCAUGUACGUCUAGAUUGUUGUCUGAAGGCAGGGCUUGGAAGGCUCCUGAUGGAUCUGUUGCUCAUGUCGGAGAUGUGGUCAUGGUGAUUACUUACGGUCGGCGACCUGAAAGACCCCCUACUUCGACUUCACAGGACGUACCUGCGAAACCUUCAUGAAUGCGGACACAGUAACUGGUGAGAGAAGAUGCAUGACUCCCGGCCAAGAUUUUGACUCGAGUCAUUCAGCUCCUUUGAACAAGUUAUUACUUGCAUUUGGUCAUUCGUAGAUGAUGAAGCUCCGCGACACAUGGAUCGAUCGCUUGUUCUCAGGUGCACAAUUGAGGUGACCAAGACAAUCCAAUCCAGGUGCUAUUCACGCAUGGCUAAAACCAACUUCGUGCACCACUGCAGGAGGUAUAUAUGAUGAUGUCGGAGGCCCUGUGGUUCAUUAACUGCAGUACAAUGCCCAUCCCAUGGAGAACGGAUGGGUUCAUGCGUUCUAAACCUUCAGGACCCUUGCAGAGUUUGGAAUUUCUGGAGCAUCCGACAUGCGGACUCCGAGGGCCAUGCUUGCAUCUGAGACAAUCACGGUUCACUCUGUACGUCCUAGCUCAUCCAGCAAAUCUAGUCAUGGUUGGGUACUCCUUGCAGGCAGCGUUACUUUACCAGGCUAUGAUGAAAGAGGGCUUUUAGUCUGCUUGACCCAGUUGGCCAAGGGGUGUUUCUCAAUCACAAGCUUCACAAAAGUCUUUGGCCUCUUAAUGCAAUCAACACCAUUUUUAAUCCUACACCUAUUGGAGCAAGUAUCAUUGAAGCUCCCAGGUUAGAUCAACUGACAAAAUGCAUUGUUACUUCCCUGAAUUUUUCGAGACGGUGGCUAUAGUCGUUCUGAUCGCUGUGCUCCUACACAGCAUCUUGUGAAGGCUCAGAUCUCGCAUUUAAGUUAGAUCAGGGUUUUCUUUUUAAGUAUCAGACCAAAAGGCUGGUUCAGGUGUUAGUGAAGCAUCUGCCGUGAGCUGGUGGACCUAUACCGCAGUGCAGUAAUUUUGGACUUCAAGGUAGAGCAGAACAAUACAUGGCCCUUGAGAGACUAUGACGCACCUUAUGCUGUCCCACCAUGUUAAUUUUUCGCAAUGCAACCUCAUGCAUUACCUGCAUUUUUAUGAA